ACACGCCGAAUGCUUCCAAAUUUCUCCGUUUCUGGCUCAUUCAUUUCUCAAUAGCUCCGUAUCAGCAUAACACAGAAACCUUUAAAGAGCGAGAUAAACAUUAGGAAAACAAAUUUUCCACACAAUCGCAUUCAUUCACCAUCUACCAACAGCCAAAAAUCCCACGCAAGAAUUGUAAUUCAUCAGAGAAGACGAAGUUCCAGACGUCACCUGAAAAUCUCUCUCUCUUCUCUUGUGCUCCUUUAUGGGCUGUUGUAAAAUUCACAGAAAACCAUGCCCAAGUCCAAGAAUUUCCUUAACAAUAUCAUCAAAACUUUUGGGUUCAGCUCAAGUAAAGAGGGACAAAAUGAAGAGGACUUAGAAAAGAUUGCUGCCCAGGAACAGAAGGUUUUCCCUUUCGAAACAUUGGUUGCCGCUACGAAAAAUUUUCACAGCACUCAUGAGCUCGGAAGAGGCGGUUUUGGGCCCGUUUAUAAGGGGAAGUUGGAGGAUGGGAGAGAGAUUGCGGUGAAGAAGUUGUCACAAAGUUCAAAUCAAGGAAAGAAAGAGUUUAUGAAUGAGGCCAAGUUGUUAGCUCGUGUGCAGCACCGCAAUGUUGUGAAUUUGUUGGGUUAUUGUGCACAUGGGGUAGAGAAACUACUUGUUUAUGAGUAUGUCGCACAUGAGAGCCUUGACAAGCUUCUCUUCAAAUCGAAUAGACAGGAGGAGCUUGACUGGAAGCGGAGGUAUGAUAUAAUAUGCGGCAUUGCAAGGGGUUUGCUUUACCUUCAUGAAGAUUCACACAAUUGUAUUAUACACCGAGACAUCAAGGCGAGCAAUAUUCUACUUGAUGAUAAAUGGGUCCCCAAGAUUGCUGAUUUUGGCAUGGCCCACCUCUUUCCUGAAGACGAAACGCACGUCAAUACCCGUGUAGCUGGUACCAAUGGGUAUAUGGCUCCAGAGUAUGUUAUGCAUGGCCAUUUAUCAGUGAAGGCGGACGUGUUCAGUUUCGGAGUUGUGGUUUUGGAGCUGAUCAGUGGCCAAAGAAAUUCAUCGUUCAACUUAAAUGUUGACGCGCAGAGUCUACUUGAUUGGGCAUACAAGCUUUACAAGAAAGGGAGGAGCUUGGAGAUUAUGGACCCGACAUUAGCAUCAUCUGCGGUCACGGAGCAAGUAGCAAUGUGCAUUCAAAUAGGGUUGCUAUGCAUACAAGGUGAUCCCCAACUCAGACCCACCAUGCAUCGUGUGGUGGUAAUCCUAUCCAAGAAACCAAGCAAUCUGGAAGAGCCAACUAGACCUGGAGUACCCGGAUCAAGAUAUAGAAGAUCUCGCCGGCCACCAGGACUGUCUUCCACUGGUGGGAGUUCUGGUGAAUCUAAUUCCCGUUCCCGUACAUUUGGUUCAAGCUUUACUGCCACUGGAACCACUUCAGCAGCACCAGAACUAGAUGACCGUGGCAAGCGUCCGGCGGAAAUUUAGGUAUACUCUUUAUAGGAGGUUUUGAUUAUUCUUUUUGUACAAUAGAAAUGUAUAAUUUUGUGUAAUAUGAUGUCAAGUUAAAAGAGGAAAUUCCAAAUUGUUGCAUUUUGGUUCAACUCCAAUUA
Molecule: messenger RNA, 1583 nt
Organism: Prunus persica (peach)
Lineage: Eukaryota; Viridiplantae; Streptophyta; Magnoliopsida; Rosales; Rosaceae
Product: putative receptor-like protein kinase At4g00960
Exons: 6
Coding region: 274-1458 (394 amino acids)
Biological process (GO): protein phosphorylation
Molecular function (GO): ATP binding; protein kinase activity
Source: RefSeq, a predicted model, not a curated record